This is a messenger RNA of Salmo salar (Atlantic salmon), 2290 nucleotides long. Its product is annotated as prolyl 3-hydroxylase OGFOD1-like. Gene Ontology annotation, molecular function: L-ascorbic acid binding; peptidyl-proline dioxygenase activity; iron ion binding. Gene Ontology annotation, biological process: regulation of translational termination; peptidyl-proline hydroxylation. The record is from RefSeq and is a predicted model, not a curated record. Gene Ontology annotation, cellular component: cytoplasm. NCBI's taxonomy places the organism in Eukaryota, Metazoa, Chordata, Actinopteri, Salmoniformes, Salmonidae.
CUCGGACAGAAAAUAUGCUAAUUCUAGGUCCCAAGAAACGAAGAGAUCUGCUGUCAUAUCUGACAAUGAAUAUCGAUGGUUGCGCAGGCCUCUCAAAUAAAACGGAAGGACCUCAGCGCUACUCUGGACCCUGAUCUCUUUCGAUGAACAUAUCAAACAGUCCCCCCGACCCCCUCGAUUUUUAAGCAUUUUGAAAGAAGAGCCGUUUGUGAGCCGGCUCUUUUAAGUGUAAUGAGCCAAAUGAACCGGUUCACCGAAAAGACUCGGAACCACUAACGCACUGCUGCGUUUUUAUGACGCAAUUUUACCGCGACUCAUUUAUACUAAAAUGAAUUGUAAACGACAGCGAGAUGGUGGCGAGAAAGGAAAGAAGAGAAAGAAACGCGAAGAGAGAGCAGAACUUUCUCCACUACUCGAGGACGAAGAUGUGAAGAGGGCAGUGAAGGAAGCAUGGUCGCAGCGAGCGCAGUACUCUCAUGGGGGCCUGGAGCUGGACUGCCACCCUUUCCCUCACUGCAUCAUCAGAAACUUCAUCCAGAGUGACAGCUUUACAGAGAACCUACAGAGGGAGCUUCUAGACCUCAACUUCCAUGAGAAGUCCAACGACCUGUACAAAUUUAAUCAGUCAGACGACCUGAAAAAGAGAAAAGAGCCUCACAUCACAGGCUUGAGGGCAGCACUAUUUGGGCUGUUUCGAUCCUGGCUGGGGGAAGUGUUGGGGGUAGAACUGGAGCCCACAGUGGACAUUUCCUGUGCCAAGUAUCAAUACACUGAUGUUCUGUUGUGUCAUGAUGAUGAGUUGGAGGGGAGGCGUGUUGCCUUCAUCCUCUACCUUGUCCCUCCAUGGGAGAGCAGCGAUGGAGGAACCCUGGAUCUCUUCAGCACAGAUGAUCAAUUCCAGCCCCAUAGUGUAGUGAAGUCUCUGGUGCCCAGCUGGAACACUCUGGUUCUCUUCGAGGUUUCACCUGUCUCCUUCCACCAGGUUGCAGAGGUGUUGUCAGAGGAUAAGUGUCGUCUCUCUCUGAGUGGCUGGUUUCAUGGGCCGUCUUUGGAGCGACCCCCUCGUCACACCGAGCCCCCCUUCCCAAGGAGCCCCCACCUUCCCAGAGAUGAGACACUGUUGCUAGAGUGGCUGAAUCCACUGUAUCUGGAUGUUGACUACCAGUCACAGGUUCAGCAAGAGUUUGAGGACAGCUCUGAGAUCCAGCUCAAGAAUUUCCUCAAAGAGGAGAAGUUUAAGGAGGUGAGUGAAGCACUGCGAUCGACUGACGUCCAGUGGACCAAGCAAGGUCCUCCCAACAGGAGAUGUUAUGAAGUGGCUUCGUUAGAGUCCUUCCCCCAGUGUGUGAGUGCAUGCUGGGAGCUGUUGUGCUCGGAGGCAUUCUUCCUGCUUCUGUCCAACUUCACUGGCCUGAGACUGCACUACCUCAGCCCUAGUGACGAAGACAAGGAGGAAGAGAAGGACCAAGAAGAUGAGGAAGAGAGAGAAGCCACAGGGUCAUCUGUGUACACACCAUCAGCUAAUAAGAAUAACAAAGAGCCGAGCACGCCUGUGUGUGUUGGAGAACUGCGUCGCUGGGCUCACGGGGACUACACACUACUGCACGAUGGAGACGCAUCGAGAGCAGAGUACGCCCUUGACCUACUGCUGCCCCUGAGCUGUCCUGACUGGCAGACCGAGUUUGGGGGCUUCACCUCCUAUGUUGCUAAUGAAGAGGAUGAGGAGCUCCUGAUGGUGUAUCCAGAGGAGAACUCCCUGGCUCUUGUCUACAGGGACAAAGAGACUCUCAAAUUUGUCAAACAUAUCAAUCACAGAAGCUCCACCCUACCUAUUGGUGAUUAUUGUAGGAGAGCAGUUUAUGACUUCUCCUUUGUGUAUUAUGAAUGAGUUUUUAUGUGUAUGUGUUGAGGUGUAUGGGUUUGUAAUAUAACAUCACUGUGAGGGGUGGUCGGUCUACUCUAAAGCCUCAUGAUGUCAUGUGUUCUUCAUUAAAGUGAACAGACAGGGAUACCCUGUUACUAUGGUUACCUGGUUUUGGUUGGCAGCCACGGAGUAACGCAAGGAAGAAAACAAAUUCUACAGUGACAGCACUUGGUAGUAUUUUGUGUUCAUUAUCGUGUGUCGUUAUUGUGGCCCUGUAUGGCUGGGUUGGUAGGUCAUGGCGUUAGCAACGCCAGGGUUGUGGGUUUGUUUCCCGGUGCUACCCAGACGUGAAAUAUAUGCACACAUGACUGCAUGUCGCGUUGGAUAAAAGCAUCUGCUAAAUGGAAUAAAAUAAUAAUAAUAAUA